UGGCGGCGAGUCACGGGAGCCGUGAGGGCAGCGGGGGCCCGGGUGGUGGCGGGCCCUCCCCCGGGGGCGGCCUCCCCGGAGCCAGCGGCCCACCUCCGCCUUCAGCGGCUGCUGGUACGGCCAGGCGAGGUGGCCCAAUCCAGCGGCCAUGGCGGGCCGGGCCGAGGCCCCGCGGGGCCUGCAGCCCAAGUGGGUGGCGGGGGCGGGGAGGGCGGCCAGUACGUGGGCGGCGGGGAGAGCAGCUUGGAGGACACGCUGGAACAAUGGAGCCGUAACCCGCUGUUGUGCUGGCUGUGCGAGGAACUGUACGAGGAGCCGUGCCUGCUGGCCUGCUACCACACCUUCUGCUCCCGCUGCCUCAGGCCCAGACUGCACGACGCCAAGAUUCUAUGUCCGCUGUGUGGGAAGGUGACGGCCCUGAAGGAGGGGCAGCUCCCCCCGCGGGACAACCUGAUGGCCUUCCUGGUGGAGUCCUCGUGCGAGGAGCGGCCGCAGUGUGCCAACUGUGAUAAGACCAACCAGUCCGCCAUGUUCUUCUGUAAUACCUGCGGCCAGGUGCUCUGCGGACACUGCCGGGAAGAGACGCACAGAGCUCGCAUGUUUUCACUUCACGAUAUCAUCCACAUGUCUAAGCGAGGGAAGGAAGUCAACAGAAAGUGCACCAUGCAUGGGGAACCGCAGAUCAUGUUCUCGACCCCCAAACGCACCAUGUUGUGCAUCACUUGCUUCAGGGAAACCUCCAUCGACGAUCGCCUCCACUGCAUCGACCUCGACACCGCCUAUACCCAAGGAUGCAAGAAGCUCGACCGCGCCGUCAUGAGUAUCCGGGAGCUGCAGAAUUCAGUGCGAGACGGGGUUAUCUUGUUCAAGGCGCUGCUCGACGAACUGCGAAAGAACAUGGAGACGGAGAAGCACAACAUCAACACCCUCUCGGAAAACCUGCAGGAGACCGUCAGACGAACACACGAUAUCCUCAUGCGGGAAGUGGACGGGCAGUACGAGGUGAAGGACAAGUUGUUUCGCAGUCAGCUGGCGUCACUCGGAGCGCUGCUGCCGAUCAUUCAGGUGCAUCUGUUAAUGUGCACCACCUUCUCCUCUUCCGCCUCCAAGUAUGAGUUUCUCGACCUCGUGUUCCAGUUGAUGGAGAGGCUGGCUGCCAUCGCUCACCUUUCACAUCCGCUUAGGCCCGGCCAGAGCAGCCAGGUGCGCAGUAACUUCAAGAGUGAGUUCUCGCGCAGCCUGGAGCCGCUGCUGUCUGUGAUGGGAAAGGGCCGCGGUGACCCCCAUGCCGGACUGCCCUCAGGGUCUUCAGGUUGCAGCGAGAAGCAAUCGUCGGAGGGUGGCUGUGCGUCCCGGCCGCCCUCCGCCGCCUCCGUGAUGGGGCCUCCUCCCUUCGGAAUGCCCGCGUCCCGCCGCUCCCUCUCCGCCGCCAAGCUGAAGAUUAUGGAGACCGGGGGACCCUUCGCCGAGCACUGCAAGACCCAUGAGAAUAAGUUUCGACAAGAACUGACGGCCAAGUUCACUCGACUAAAGGAGGAGGCGCAGGAGCUACACCGGGAUGUGACCCAUCGCCGGUGUCUGACGCGCCGGGGCCGAGUGGAGGAGAUCGUGAGGGAGUGUGCGGCGCUGGAGGACGAGUUCCGAGCGUAUUCCGACGAGAUGGAAGAGCUGAGAGGGGUGUUUGAUUCUGCGUGGGAGGAGCAGAUCCAGAGAGUGUACGCGGAGCAGGAGGUGUUCCAGUCUCAGGUGAAUGACGUGUCCAGCUUGAGAGACGAGAACAAGAGACUCAUGAUAAUCGCACAGCAGCUGGAACCUUACAUCCGCUCCAUCACUGCCCUCAUGGAAAGAAUAUCGCCUAAACUCCAGGUUCCUCAGGGCGGCGCGUCCUCCACUGUCGACUCCAGCGAGAAUAUCAUGCAGCAAAUCCUGGACCAGAUCAGCGCCUGUAAGCCAGACCAGCAGCAGAGGGGGUGUGCGGACGGGGCAAGUCGCGUGUCUGGCCCCGUGGAUGACUCGGCAGGUGGUGGUGGUGGUGGUGGUGGCGGCGGCCUCGGGGGUACAGGAGGAGGGUCUUCCAUGCUUAUAGCGGGGAUCCCAAAGCCUCCAGAUCCCCCUCACAGCCGCCGGACGCCAGAGCAGGAGGAGGAGGAUGAGGAGAGCGAUCAUGCCCAUGGCUUCUCUCCAGGGCCGGGCUCAGGCCGGGCAGAUCCGGGCCUCACUAGGGAGGGGGACAAGUUCCGGGGGCCCCUAUCACCGGCCUCCUCCAUGGGCUCCACACUAGCGUCCUCUGUCCUCGGUGGAUCCUUCGUCGAAGUGCGGCGUGCAGAACGUAUCGUCGGACGGAGGCGCCAGAACAGUGAGGGCGAUUCGUUAGGGUGGGAGCGACAUCGAGGCUGUGAGAGCGAGAGUGAAAUGAUGUCGUCGACAACUUCCCUGCGAGCCCAUCAACGGCGAGGAUCAGAGGGAAGUGAUGUGGAAGAAGUGCAAAAAGGCAUUUUUAUGCAGCUUCUAGAAAAGGUUCGCCUGAGAGAUGAGAAAAAGAAACAAGAUUACGAGAGCGACGCGGACGAGGGUCGCGCCUCGUCGCGGGAGCGGGGUGCCGUCGGUCGCGUGGUGCACCGCCUUCCCCGCACCAAAAUCCAGUCUGACCACCACCCUCACCGCUACCCCGACCUCGCCGCCGCCGCGUUCGAUGCGUCAGCAGUUCCUGAAAGACCCAAGUCUGCCUGUGAUAACACGCUGCUGCGCGUUGCCGCCAAGCUGUACUCCGGGAUGGGGUCGGUGCGGGCUCUCAGCGGAGACCACGAGCCCACCGCCGGGCAGCUCGAGGAGAUGCGGGAGGCCCAGGCGAGAGUGGCAGCUGCUGCCUCGCGUUCCCGAGAGAGCUCGCAGGGGCGGGCCCGAUCGGCGGAGCGGGAGGCGGCGGGGAUCAGAACUCCCAAGGCCGUGCCCGUGCCGCAGGUGCCACAAGGAGAGCAGGGCAGGGGAGGCGAGUUCAACCUGGGCGAGGUGAAGGCCAUCGUACACGCUGAGCAGAUGGGGGGACCCAACCGCAAGUCUCCCGGACGUAAGGACAUGGACUCCAUCUACGCCGUGGCCACCGUGCCCCGCAAGGCAUCCAAAAAGGAGAACAUCUACGAAAACGUUCCCAUGCUGGCUGAACUGGCCGGGGCUCGCUCCUUACGCGAUGACCCUCACUACCGGCCGGUCUUCAAGAAACAAAACUCGCUGGAUGCUCUUCCCUCGGACGGUGGGCGGGGGAGAGAGGCUAAGAAGAGUAACGGCGGGGGCAGCCACGGGGGCUCCCGGCACGGCACCCUCAGGAAGGCGGACAGCUUCGAAGGCCACGAGGAGGCCGUCAAGACGCUGGUGGCCGCCGUUCAGGAGACCAGAAUACUGAGGCGCAAAAAGACUAAAUGAUCGUCUGUUUUAGACUUAGUUUCAAAGGAGUCGUCUUUUUACACAUAUUUUCAUGCUUGUCGUUGCCUGCAUCCGAGAAAAUUUUCAUUUUCAAGUUGAUUAAGUGCUGAAUAGAUACAAGUGGAGAUUCCCGUUAAGCGGUAAGGAAGACAACGUAACGUUUAACGUAUCCGAACGACAAAUACUGACGAAAUACACGACGCGUCUGGUUUUACCAAAGAGUUUGUGCUGAAUCUUUGAGUGCUGAGUGUUGCGGCGAGAUAGAGUGCUGAGGCAGUGCUGUUCGGUGGUCACUGUAACACUGCUGAGUAUGUGUCCAAACAUUAAGUGGUGUAACUCAGUCGAUCAGUCAAUCAAUUAAUUGCCGUGACGUCAUCGUUCCAGCGUUCCAGGAUAUCCUGCGGCUGCCCCGAGGCCGCUCACCGGCCCCCACCACGGCCGCCGCCCCCAGCGCCGCUCCGGUCUCGCCCUCGCCCCGCCCAAGCUCAUCCACGCGGUCACUAAAGAUUAUUCCUGACGGCGCACCUUUGUAUAUGCUGCAGGCAUAACUAAGUUAAGGCUCUCAAGGCUCCAGGCCCGACGCGCCUCAGGUUCACUCGGCUCAAGACCUGAAGGCAACAUUUCCGGGCGCCACCGGGCUCAGUGAGGACCGCCAGCGAGGGUAAUAAUACUGUGUGUGUUAAGGUAGUAUUUUGUACACGAGAGGUCCUGCAGUGGUCACGGAGCCUGUUGCCGGACUCAGCAGUCCCCGGCCAGGCAUCGCACACUGGCAGGCCGCCCCGGCUUCCUCUGUAGCUGCUCACGAUGAUAGGCACCGCGAGGCUUGCGGCGCGCCAUCCAGACUCAUCCAGAGCUCAGGGUGUCGUCCACGCCAGCCCCGCCCCUUCCCCGACAGGAGGGAGCGGACAAGGGGGGGCCAGGGGCGGGCACGGGAAACACACGGGGUGGGGAGGAUCACUACAGGGAAAGUGAACUUGGUGGCAUCGCUCAGUACAAUUGGAAGAAAACCCAUUCCAGUCACGGCACUGAAUAUGCAUCAGGAAAAUUGAUACAAUCGAAAGGGACGGAGGGGGUGACCAGUGCUGGGGUCACGCCAAGAGUCUCCCCAGCGAAGCUCACCCCAUCCUGUUCCGCCCCGCCCCGCCCCGGCCCGCCCCGUCCCUGCCACAACCCGCCACAACCCGCCCCAGAACCGCCCCGAGGCGCUGAAACAAAUCAAAACUUCCCACCACGAGGGCGCCACACCGUCGCAGUAGGUCAGGUCAGGUCAGGAGCGGUCAGGUCACCUCCCACGCAUGAUGCAAUCUAAUCAAAAAAUCAUAAUGGAUAAUCAACCGCACAGAUUUAGCUUUUGUAUCUGUAUAACUUUGCUUUCGUUGCUAUAGUAACUUUGAAUUUUUCUUAUAUCCAUCCGAUACGCGUGCACUCUCUCUCUCUCUCUCUCUCUCUCUCUCUCUCUCUCUCUCUCUCUCUCUCUCUCUCUCUCUCUCUCUCUCUCUCUCUCUUAUAACACAAAUAAUUUUAAACGUCUUUUUCCUUCCGUUUUCUUCGCGUCGUCUUCCUUCGCCUGUCCUUCGCCGUCGCCGCCGCAGACUCGCCCUUCAGAACGCACACCUCCCGCCCCGCCUUGCCUCGCCUCCCUCUCGUCUUGCGUUGGCCCCUCACCAUACUAGACCAAUACGUUACACUAUAGUUUUCUUUUUCAUACUAUUUGUCGUACUAGGAAAUUAUUAUGGUCGAUUUGCUGGGUCGGUCAGGCAUUGAUCCCAUUAACCCAAGAAGACGAGCAGAAGGCAAACAUUUUUGGGGAAUGGUUUAUAAUUAUUAGCCGUACGUAGUGAAAAGAACUAAGCUUGUUUUUCUCCCAUUGACAACCCACUUGUAGGUCUCUCCCACUAGCUACCUAGCGCCUUACCCUACGACUUUUAGGAUUAAAUGUAUUAUACUUCGUUCUUGUAAUAAAAAAGAGAAGAAUCAUGCAUAAUUCCACGUAAUGUUGGGAGCUAAGUUCUCCAAAAAGGAAGAGCGAGAAGCAGGAGUGUGAGGGAAGCUUAUAAUCAGAGGGGGAAUGUAUCGACGCUGUUGUUUAUAUCUUUCCUUUAGGCAAAUUAUGUGCAUCGCUUAGACACAGGUACUGAGGGGCGUGGAUCUCAGCGAUAUCCCAAGGCUGCUCUUACUUUGGGCAAACAAACUGCAUCGCUUAGACACAGAAACGAAGGAAGAUAUACGAAAGACCUCUCCCCAAAACUUAACUUUUUCCUAUGAACAAAUUAUCUGUAUCGGUUAGACACAGGUACGAAGGGAGACAAACAGGAGUAGUACCCGAAAAAUAAUCGCAACUAAACGAUAUACGUAUAAUGUUGCCGGAGAGAUAGAAACAAACUCGUACGACUGAAAAAUAAACUUGCGAGUGAAUGAAAAGUUUAAUGAAUGACUCCAGUGUGUGUCUUAAGGAAGUUAGUGGGCACAUGGAGGAACUGAAGUUGUAUAUUUACCUGAAGGCUUGAAUAACGCACAAUUAAGACCCAGGAAUCAAGGAGCGAGAAUUAUAUUAUGGCCUCGUAUUUCACGGCAAGCGGAAAUGUUUAUUUUUGUGAAGUCUGGGACAAACAUAGGACGGAAUUUUAUGGCUGUAUGGGGUUAGAAUGCCCGUGUGUGUGUGUGUGUGUGUGUGUGUGUGUGUGUGUGUGUGUGUGAGCUCCCCCUCGGUCUCCAUACACACUCUUCGCCUCUCCGUCGCUCGCCAGCAUCUCCCGCGGCGCCUUAACGUACUCACCCCGGCAGCUGACAGUCUAUAUGCCACAAGGAGGUGCUGUCGGACGCAUCAAGCUCUCACCCGCAGUUGUGCAUAAUGUGUAUCACAACAACAACAACAUCAACAUCAAAAAACAGAAAAAAAAUGGAUAAAAAUAGGUACUUUGUUGGUUGAAGCUCAAGCAGAUAACUCUACUGUACUCUUUUGUUGAUUUCUUUUAUAUAUAAGACAUUCAUGAAGUCCUUGUUGACGCCUUUGUUGUGCACUCGCCGCCUCGGAUAAGUUGGUGACCCCAGCAGCGGUGCAGUGUGUGGCCCUUCCCGACACCCGCCUGACGCAGCCCUCCUCCCGUCCCUUCCUCUUACCACUGUUCAAAUACGUUAAGCUCCAUUCGUCUAUGGAAGCAUUUGACGAGAUUACGUUCGUUUGACUUGACUUACCUAAUUCUUGUUAUGCUCCGUUUGUUUACGGAAGUAAUUUUAAGCGUUUCAGUGUUUUUGUGAUCUUUUUUUUUUCUCGUAACGAAUAAUUAACGCCCCAUUUUCUGUCUUUGAAGAUGUCAGCGCAAUCCUACCUCGUCUUCCCGUCUCUCUCCUCUCUCUCCUCUCUUAAUGUCUACCUCCUUCACUUUCUCCAAAUUCAGCGAUAUCCUUGCCUCGCCUUCCUCCCUCCCUCCUUCCUUCCUCGCCAAUUCUUCACGAUCAAGUUGGUUAGGAAUAAUAAAAACAUUCCCUUGGUUAGUUCGUUCGUUCCUGCGUUUAUAGGUUUGUUCUAACUUCUGUAAAACAGUUUCGAAUUUUUGACAAAGUGUUUGGUUUUAUCUAAGCGUUACUUUUUCGAAGAUUUAUGAUUAUUUACUUUCUAGUGAUGUGAUUAUUUACUUUCUAGUCAGUCCUGUUCCUCUACCUCCAUCUCCCUCCCAGCUCUCGCAACCCACACUGUAAAUCUCUGUAAAUGAUAAAUGACAGACGAUAAAAAAAAAAAAAACAAAGGAAGAACCAAUAAAAGAGAAUGAUACUUU
Molecule: messenger RNA, 7196 nt
Organism: Scylla paramamosain (green mud crab)
Lineage: Eukaryota; Metazoa; Arthropoda; Malacostraca; Decapoda; Portunidae
Cellular component (GO): perinuclear region of cytoplasm
Molecular function (GO): Hsp70 protein binding; transmembrane transporter binding; zinc ion binding
Source: RefSeq, a predicted model, not a curated record